UGAAGCAGAGUCACUCGCUCCGCACCAAUACGCUAAAGUGGUCGCCACCAAGAUAUUUUGGCUUCCAUUGCUCAAAGAAGCAAAUGACAGAUAUAUUCUUUACUUUGCUUGAGCCUUGAGUUGUAUAAUUGUAUUGAACAAACAAUUCUUCAAACUUGAACAGUUUCAUAUCAUGAUGGAUACCCUUUCAAGGAUUAGAUUCCUCCCUGCUUGUUACAACCUUCAUCUCCCUAAAAUUUAUACCUUGUCUCGUUUUCCACGUGCUUUUUUUUCUACCAAAACAAGUACCCCAUUUGUUUCAGUCUUAAGAGCUGGUCCUUCUUCACCUUCAGUGAGUGAUGCAGAAGAGGAUGUGUUGCAAAUAUUUUUUAAGGAAAGGGAACUAAAUGGGGAUUUUAUAUCAAGAGCUUCUGAUAUAUUGUGGCAGAGGAAGUUAAGAAAUGCUGUUGAUUCUGAUAUUAACAAGAACACCGACAACACUUCUCAGCAAUCAGAUCAGGAGCAGUUCAUAGAGAGUAAUAGUGAUGAUGGUUUUUUGAAACUUUCAAGAACCCAUGAGUGGGUAUUAGGUGACAUAUCUGCUCCAAUAAACAAGAAAGUGACUGCUAAGAUGUUACAGGACAGCAGUGCAAGAAGGAAGAAAUUAAACAUUCUCAAAUAUGAAUCUCUCAAGAGGGAAAUAUUGCUUCUAUCUGUGGGUAUUGGACUGGCUUGUAGUGGAUAUUGCUUGAUAACUUUGUCAGUGCAGGCGGCUAUAAGUUAUGCGAUUGGAGUCCUUUUCAGUUGCUUGUACCUUCGCCUCUUGUAUCAACAUGCAGACAACCUAUCCAGUGAAACUGUUCCUCGAAUAUUCACAAAAAAGAAGUCAAAGAAAAUUGGUAUAAGAAGUGAGGACCUUCAAGAUUUAUUGGAGGUGUCGAUCAAGGGUUGCAGUAUGUCACUUUCAUCUCCAAGGCUUGUGAUUCCAGCAACAAUUUUUGGACUUUGGGUUCUGUCUCAUCAAUAUUUAACCAGUAACUUCUUUGAUUUUCAGCUUGUGCCGGCCAUGUUUGGGAUGUUUGUAUACAAGGCUGCAGUUCUAGUGCAAGUGUAUAGAGACAAUGAAGACUUGCAGCUUGUGUUUCCAGAAAACGGGGAUGGCUAAAAUGAUUGAAGUAUUUAUUUGGCUGUGCUCAAUACAGGACACCACUCCCUACAUCCUCGAAUAUUUGAAAUGAAGUGCUACAUCCAGAAUUGUCCACACAGAUUAAAACCCUUCAAUGCUUGUGUCUUCAUGGUGAACCCAUUAGAGAGAUGAUAAAUGAGUAUAUUAAUGUGUUGAACAAUUCAAAGAAAAAAAAAAAAGGAAUUAAAUUGAUGAGUGAGGCUUUUCUCCUUUUAUGUUUAUUAAACUAGAGGUGUUUUUGUACUUAAAAGAAAAAAUAAAUAAAUAAAUUCUCCGGGGUUCUUGAAUAUUUUUCCUAGUUGUAUAACUUAUAAUGGACGUCAGUUUGGUCACAGAGAUACUUCACUCCUUUUUUGACACUGAAAUUUGAACUUGUAACAUCCCUCAACCCACUCUUAGCCCACUCUUAAUGGCUUUUACUUCACUCUCUAAUUGCCCGUGAUAAUGCUGGUUUUUCUGAGGGCAAUGCAGAUUCGUCAUACAACAAUUGUGCAGGUUUUUCCGAUGGU
Molecule: messenger RNA, 1674 nt
Organism: Gastrolobium bilobum
Lineage: Eukaryota; Viridiplantae; Streptophyta; Magnoliopsida; Fabales; Fabaceae
Exons: 9
Coding region: 173-1144 (323 amino acids)
Source: RefSeq, a predicted model, not a curated record